This is a messenger RNA of Anthonomus grandis grandis, 3352 nucleotides long. Its product is annotated as puromycin-sensitive aminopeptidase. Gene Ontology annotation, biological process: peptide catabolic process; proteolysis. Gene Ontology annotation, cellular component: cytoplasm. Gene Ontology annotation, molecular function: peptide binding; zinc ion binding; metalloaminopeptidase activity. Lineage: Eukaryota; Metazoa; Arthropoda; Insecta; Coleoptera; Curculionidae. The coding region runs from base 111 to 3026 and encodes 971 amino acids. The transcript is spliced from 16 exons. The record is from RefSeq and is a predicted model, not a curated record.
GAAACCCCGUUACAGCACGUGCUCGUAAAAAAUAGUAAAUAAAGUUGUGAAGUUCGGUGCCCCGUGCCCCUGGUACUCACAAAAAGAAAAACCUGCCAAACAAUCGCCAAAUGUCAUCGUCGAAUCUGCUUCGUAUUGUCAGGAAUCGAAAAUCCUGCUGCAACCUUCCGUGCGGUACCUUCACAAUCGGCCCGAAAUACCGACGACACGCCGCCGAUUUAUUUGGUCCGAGGACGAAUAAAGUCCCGUUAAAAUCGGCGAGUCGGGCUGCAUCGACAUCGCACGCAUUCGCCGCCGCGCGGUCCCGCCUCCUGAGCCCGUUUCCGAGCAUUGUGUCAGUGGGGUAUCGGCGGCACCGUUACGAUUCUUCCACCGUCGUCACAAAUUAUUACAGAAAUUUCUCCAGUGCAGUUAAAGCAAACAUUAAAAUGCCAAGAGCGACGAAGCCUUUCCAGAGGCUCCCGAAAAACGUGAAGCCCCAACAUUACGCGUUAAAUUUGGUGCCAGAUUUGAAAAGUUUAACUUUUAAGGGUGACGUUUCUGUGAAAAUUGAGGUACUUGAAUCAACGGACGAAAUCAUCCUAAAUGCCUUAGAACUGAACAUAGAAAGUGUCCAAGUAAAAGGUGAUAAGAUUUUCAUACCCAAGGAAAUUCAGGUCAUUCAGUCAGAUGAAACUGUUCAUUUUAAGUUUGACACCCACAUUGCUCCCGGUGUUUAUACUUUAGAUGUCGUAUUUAAUGGAGAAAUAAACAACAAAAUGAGAGGCCUCUAUAGAAGCAAGUAUAUUAACGAAAAAGGUGAAGAGUGUUACGCAGCAGUAACACAAUUCGAAUCGACAGAUGCCCGAAGGUGUUUCCCAUGUUGGGACGAACCGGCGGUAAAAGCGACUUUCGACAUUACUUUGGUGGUGCCAAAAGACCGUGUGGCCCUCUCCAACAUGCCUGUGAAGAGUCAGGAACCUGAUGGUGAAGAUGUGGUGAAAUACACGUUCGAGACAACCCCAAUUAUGUCCACUUAUCUGGUCGCGGCUGUUAUUGGGGAGUAUGAUUAUGUCGAAGGGAAAUCCAGCGAUGGUGUACUGGUUAGAGUGUAUACCCCUAAAGGGAAAAAAGACCAGGGCCUUUUCGCACUCGACGUCGCCACAAAAGUCCUCCCAUAUUACAAGGAGUAUUUUAAUAUAGCUUAUCCGUUGCCCAAGAUCGAUCUUAUCGCUAUAGCGGAUUUUAUGGCCGGCGCGAUGGAGAACUGGGGCCUGGUCACCUAUCGUGAAACUGCUCUCCUCGUCGAUCCCCAAAACACUUCGGCAGUGAGUAAACAGUGGAUAGCGUUGGUAGUGGGCCACGAACUCGCUCACCAAUGGUUCGGAAAUCUCGUUACUAUGGAAUGGUGGACCCAUUUGUGGUUAAACGAGGGUUAUGCUUCUUUCGUCGAGUUUCUUUGUGUGAACUAUCUGUUUCCAGAGUACGACAUCUGGACCCAAUUUGUUAACGAUUCAUAUAUCAAAGCUCUCGAAUUAGAUAGUUUAAAUAAUUCUCAUCCAAUAGAAGUGCCUGUGGGGAACCCCUCGGAGAUAGAUGAGAUCUUCGAUGAUAUCAGCUAUAAUAAAGGAGCGAGCGUUAUUCGGAUGUUACACCACUACAUCGGGGAUGAAGACUUUAGAAAAGGGAUGCAUAACUACCUAACAAAACAUCAGUAUAAGAACACUUUCACAGAAGACUUAUGGGAAGCCCUUGAGGAUGCCAGCAAAAAGCCUGUGGGUGAAGUUAUGUCCACUUGGACCAAGCAAAUGGGUUUCCCGUUAGUGUCUGUUACCAGUAAACGAGCCACUGAUGGAAAAGGAGUACAUUUAACUUUAACCCAGAGCAAGUUUACCGCGGACGGUUCUCCCGCACCCGAAACAUACAAAUGGAUGAUCCCUAUAUCGAUUUCUACCUCAAAAAAUCCCAGCAAAGAAGUAAUUUCUACAGUAUUAAAGGAGAAACAAACUGAAAUAUUUGUACCUGAUGUAACAGAGACUGAUUGGAUUAAGGUAAAUCCUGGUACAAUUGGUUUCUAUCGUACAAAAUAUCCUCCAGAGAUGCUGGAGAAGUUCGUGCCAGCUAUCAAAGACAAGAGCUUACCCCCUCUAGAUAGGUUAGGGCUUGUAGAUGACCUCUUUGCCAUGGUGAAAGCGGGUCACACAAACACGGUGGAAGUGCUGAAAUUUCUUCGUGCGUUCGAAGACGAAACCGAUUAUAAUGUGUGGUCGUCCAUAAGCAACAUCUUAAGCAAGUUAUCUCAGCUUUUGGGUUGUUUGGGUCCUAUUAAGGAGGGAUACGAUAAGUAUCAAAAACAACUGCUAAGUAAGGUGAAUAAACGAUUGGGCUGGAACAGUAAUAAAGGAGAAACGCACUUGGACACCCUCCUCAGGAGCUUGGUUUUAGGUAGGAUGGCGCUGCUUAACGACGAUAAGACGAUUGAAGAAGCUAGGGCGAGGUUAGAGAAACAUAUUGAUGGAACUGAGGUUUUGUCCGCCGAUCUUAGAAGUGCUUGCUACAAAACUGUUCUACGUGCUGGUGGACAAAAGGAAUUUGAAACUUUACUAAAACUUUACAGGACUACAGAUUUACAUGAAGAAAAAGACAGAAUCAGUAGGUCUAUGGGAGCCGCUAGCGAGUUGGAAACUUUAAAAAAGGUUCUGGAUUUUGCUAUGUCGGAUGAAGUGAGAUCCCAAGAUAAAGCGUUUGUGAUAAUAGCGACAUCCCUGCAUUCAAUAGGGCGUGAACUCUCUUGGGAAUUCUUUAAAGAUAACUGGACGACUAUGCAUGAGCAGUUUAAGGGUAGCCUAAUGACCAGACUGGUCAAAUAUCUGACAGAAAACUUCACUUGUGAAGAAAAGGCGAAGGAAGUGGAGGCAUUCUUCCAGGAACAUUCUGUACCAGGAUCUGAAAGGACUGUCCAACAAUCUGUAGAAUCCAUAAGACUAAACGCCAAAUGGUUAUCCAGGGACGAAAUUGCCAUACAAAAGUACCUUAGUUCAUUUUAAAUUGGAUUUUUUUACAAAUGUGGUCAUAAUUAAUGCUAUACCAAAAAGUCAUUAUCGAAAGUUCAAUUAUGUGUUAAGCAAUUUAUGAGCAUUUUUUAUUUAUUUUGAAAAUGCACCGCUUCUUUUAAACAAUUAUUGUACAAUUAUUUGGUAUUGUAUGGAAAGUGUGCAUUUUUAUGGGUACUUAAAACGGGACCCGUACUUAUUUUUUGUUAUUUUUUUCUUACAUGCCAGUUAUUUGUACCUAUUCUUAAUUUAUAAAUUUAAUUUGUUAGCUAGAUUGUUCUAAUAUAAAAAAAGGAAACAAAUACAAGUUGAAGUACAAA